AUGUCGUCAACCAACGGCACGCCGGAAGUGAACUUGGGGGUGUCUCAGCCCGUCAAGAAGCAAUUCAUCCUGAACGCCUUUGUCGAGACGUGCUCAGGUCACCAGUCACCGGGGCUGUGGAAGCACCCCGCGGACAAGUCGCACGAAUUCAACAAGCUGUCGCACUGGACCGACCUCGCUCAGCUCCUCGAGCGCGGCAAGAUCCACGGCAUCUUCAUCGCUGAUGUGCUAGGCGGCUACGAUGUGUACCGUCAGUCGCUCGAUCCGGCCAUCCGCUCGGGCGCGCAGUGGCCAGUGCACGAGCCUCUGGCGUCGAUCCCGGCCAUGGCAGCCGUGACCAAGUCGAUCGGCUUCGGAGUGACAGUGUCGACGACCUACGAGCAGCCGUACCACCUCGCCCGGCGGCUGUCGACGCUGGACCACCUGACCGACGGGCGGCUGGGCUGGAACAUCGUGACAUCGUACCUGGACUCGGCGGCGCGGAGCAUGGGAAUGACCGCCCAGCCGCAGCACGACGACCGCUACGCCAUGGCCGAGGAGUACAUCCAGGUCAUGUACAAGCUGUUUGAGUCGUCGUGGCGCGACGACGCCGUUAAACUCGACCGCAAGACCGGCGUGUACACAGACCCAGCGCUGGUUCGCCAGAUCAACCAUCAGGGCAAGUUCUACACCGUACCCGGGCCACACAUCUGCUCGCCGUCGCCACAGCGCACGCCGCUGCUCCUGCAGGCCGGCACGAGCUCCAAGGGCAAGGAGUUCGCGGCGCAGCACGCCGAGGCCAUCUUCGUGUCAGCGCACGCACCGGAGGCGUGUAAGGCGAGCAUCGCGGACGUCCGACGACUGGCGCGAGACAAGUUCGGACGGGACCCGGGCAGCAUCAAGGUGCUCGCGCUGGUGACGCCGAUCCUGGGCCGGACCGAGGAGGAGGCGCGGGCCAAGUACGCCGACUACGCGCAGUACGCGGACCUGGAGGGCGCGCUGGCGCUGUUCGGCGGGUGGACGGGCAUCGACCUGGCGCGGUACGGCGAGGACGAGGAGCUGCGGUACGUGGAGAGCAACGCGGUGCGGGCGACGGUCGAGAGCUACGCGCGCUUCAGCCCCGGCGUGGCGGCGGCGGCGGCAGGAGGCAAGUGGACGCGACAGACAAUCGCCGAGCACGUCAGCAUCGGCGGCAACGGGCCCGUGCUGGUGGGCACGCCCGCGCAGGUGGCCGACGGGCUGCAGACUUGGGUCGACGUGGCCGACGUCGACGGUUUCAACAUCGCCUACGCCGUCUUCCCGGCCAGCUUCGAGGACGUGGUCGAGCUGCUGGUGCCCGAGCUGCGCGCCCGCGGCCUGUUCUGGGACGACUACGCCGUGCCGACCGGCACGUACCGGGAGAAUUUCUACGCGACGCCGGGCCAGAAGGGGCCGCGGGACGAGCAUGUCGCGAGUCGGUAUCGGUGGAGGGAAGGGGUGGCGGCGGAAGAGCACGAGAUUCCGAAUUAG
Molecule: messenger RNA, 1488 nt
Organism: Fonsecaea erecta
Lineage: Eukaryota; Fungi; Ascomycota; Eurotiomycetes; Chaetothyriales; Herpotrichiellaceae
Exons: 1
Coding region: 1-1488 (495 amino acids)
Molecular function (GO): monooxygenase activity; oxidoreductase activity, acting on paired donors, with incorporation or reduction of molecular oxygen
Source: RefSeq, a predicted model, not a curated record